GCUUUAGUCCCAGUUCCACGUCCCUGGGUGUGUCACCUAAAAGAAAAUAAGGAAAAUUGGAGUAAGGAAUUGAAAGUACUAGAGGAGGCGAAGAAGACGGCGUCCGAAACCAAAAAAUCGAAAGACAGCGAAGACAAUGCCAAAGAGGAGGAGACAGAGGAGACAGAAAACUCCAAUCCAGAUAACGAAGGCCAAUCCUCGGAACAUCUUGACAGCAUGGACUAUAUUGAUUGUGAUGGGGAGGAAGAAAGUGAAUCUACUUCUUGA
Molecule: messenger RNA, 267 nt
Organism: Hydatigera taeniaeformis
Lineage: Eukaryota; Metazoa; Platyhelminthes; Cestoda; Cyclophyllidea; Taeniidae
Source: the annotation of a GenBank genome assembly